Patella vulgata (common limpet) is the source of this 2752-nucleotide messenger RNA. RefSeq names its product xylosyl- and glucuronyltransferase LARGE2s. Gene Ontology annotation, molecular function: xylosyltransferase activity; glucuronosyltransferase activity. The record is from RefSeq and is a predicted model, not a curated record. Gene Ontology annotation, biological process: protein O-linked glycosylation via mannose. The transcript has 20 exons. The coding region runs from base 152 to 2368 and encodes 738 amino acids. Lineage: Eukaryota; Metazoa; Mollusca; Gastropoda; Patellidae.
AUUUUGCAUUAACCAACAUGGAGACUUGCACUAAAGUAACUAAUAAGACUUAGCUAGUCUUAGAUAAAUCCUGUAAAUGUAGCUUGUGAUAUGGAACCAAAUUCGACCAGUUACCAAUAAAUAGAAAUCUCAUCUGUUUUUUUUUUGUUUAAUGUAUGUGGUCAGUGGAUCGCUCUUCAGAACAAUAAAUAAGAUGAUGUUCAGAUUACGUAAACAGUUUUUGAUGGUGAUGCUGGUAUUUGGAGCUAUACCAGUUUUUUUGAUGUUAUAUUUGGUAAAUCAAGAAGAUUCUUCAACAUCAUUUAAUGAAGACAGUUCAUUGAGUUUACUAGAGUCAAAAUUAGCUGACAGAGUAAGAGUAGUAGAAUUUCAAAAUGGUCAUCUACGAAAACAGCUCAGUAUUGCUCAGAAUCAGUUAUUAAAGUUACAGUUAAGUAUGGUAACGGUAAAUGAUACAGGUACUAUGAGUAAUAGAACUAAGUUAAGAUGUAUUAGUACCGAACCUGAUGUACCUAAAUGUGAGGUUGUCCAUGUAGCCAUUGUUUGUGCUGGUCAUAAUUCUACUAGAGAUGUUGUCACACUUAUUAAAAGUAUUCUCUUUCAUCGCAAAAAUCCUCUUCAUUUUCAUUUUAUAUCUGAUCCAAUGGCCGAGUUGAUAUUAAAAACAUUAUUCUACACUUGGAAUGUAGCAGAAGUGCAAUAUAGUUUUUAUCGUGCUGAAGAUAUAAAGUCUGAUAUUUCAUGGGUACCAAAUCAUCAUUACUCCGGUAUUUUUGGAUUAAUGAAAUUAACUUUACCAAAAUUAUUACCAAAAGACAGAGAUAAGGUGAUAGUAUUAGAUACAGAUGUAACAUUUUCUACAGAUAUAGCGGAAUUAUGGAAAUUAUUUAGAGUUUUAAAAGAAAAACAGAAUGCAAUAGGUCUUGUAGAAAAUCAGAGUGAUUGGUAUUUAGGUAAAUUAUGGAAAAAUCAUAGACCAUGGCCUGCCUUGGGUCGAGGUUUUAAUACAGGGGUUAUUUUAUUAGAUUUAAAUAUGUUACGGGAUAUUAGUUGGAUGCAGAUGUGGAGAUUAAUAGCAGAGAAAGAAUUAAUGACCAUGUUAGCUACAGCAUUAGCUGAUCAGGAUAUUUUUAAUGCAGUAAUUAAACAGCAUCCAUAUUUAGUAUUAAAAUUACCAUGUCAAUGGAAUGUUCAACUUAGUGAUAAUACUCGUAGUGAACAUUGUUAUAAUGAAGUCUCAGAUUUAAAGAUUAUCCACUGGAAUUCACCAAGAAAAAUGAAAGUAAAGAAUAAACAUGUGGAGUUUUUUCGGAAUAUGUAUUUAACGUUUUUAGAGUAUGAUGGUAAUUUAUUACGUAGAGAAUUAUUUGGUUGCGGUACAACAAGUUCAUCUAAUCAAGUUGAAGAACAAAUUAAUGCUAUAAAUGAAGAUGAUGAGUGUUAUGAUUUUAGACGCGAACGUGUUAUUGUUCAUAGAACACACUUAUAUUAUUUAGACUAUAAUUAUCAACCAACCGAGGACGAUGUUACAUUAGUGGCUCAACUGAGCAUGGAUCGUGUUCAGAUGUUAGAGUUAAUUUGUAAGCAUUGGGAGGGACCUAUUAGUAUAGCUCUGUAUAUAUCUGAUGCCGAGGCCCAGCAAUUCUUACGCUAUGCACUGGGUUCAGAAACUCUGAUGGCUAGAAAAAAUGUUGGCUAUCAUGUGGUUUAUAAAGAUGGGCAAUUUUUUCCUGUAAAUUAUCUGCGUAAUGUGGCCUUAAAACAAGUAACCACGCCUUAUGUGUAUUUAUCUGAUAUAGACUUUUUACCUAUGUAUGGUUUAUAUGAAUAUUUAAAGAAAGCUGCUCCAAUGAUGGAUCUUAAAGAUCAGAAAAAAGCUUUAGUAGUUCCAGCAUUUGAAACACAGAGAUAUAGAUUAACCUAUCCUAAAUCUAAAGCUGAAUUAUUAUCUAUGUUAGAUAUGGGAACUUUAUUUACGUUCAGGUUUCAUGUGUGGGCUCAAGGACAUGCUCCAACUAAUUUUGCUAAAUGGAGAACAGCUACAACACCCUAUACUGUCAAUUGGGAAGCUGAUUUUGAACCCUAUGUGGUUGUUAGAAGUGAUAUACCUGAAUAUGAUUUGAGAUUUAUGGGGUUUGGUUGGAAUAAAGUUUCUCAUAUAAUGGAACUUGAUGCUCAGGGAUAUGAAUUAGUUGUUCUUCCUAAUGCAUUUAUGAUACACAUGCCACAUGCACCUAGUUUUGAUAUUGCUAAAUUUAGAUCGAGUUCAUUGUAUAGAAGAUGUUUAAAAGUAUUAAAAGGAGAAUUUCAAAGAGAUUUAUCUAAAAAAUAUGGAAUCAAAGCUUUAAAAUAUUUAUCUGUAGACUGAUUUAUAUAUGUGCCAGCAAUAUUCCAGCCAAAUUAUCAUCAUCAUCAUCAUCAUCAUCAUCAUCAUAGUUACCUUCAUACUCAUCAUCAUUAUCACCUUUAUAAUCAAAUUAGCAUUAUCUUUAUGUUAAACAAGGUGUGGAUUUUGUGGAAUGGAAAUAGAUAAAACAAAACACAAUACUGUUACAAACAACUUGAAAUACUAGUGAUAAAUACAUGGACACCACAGAUUAAAAAAUGUACAAAAUCAAAUUAAUGCAUCUGUGUAGUCGGCUUAUACCUGUAGGUGUCCAUUGUAGUUUUUAUACUUUAAUUAAAUCAGGUUCUGUUUAAUAACCAUUAUCAAUGUUAUUUAUUAGUUAAUGGCUUGUUAUUAAUUAGUUAA